GAGCAUGAACGGGGGAGGGGCAGAGAGAGAGGGAGACACAGAAUCGGAAACAGGCUCCAGGCUCCGAGCCAUCAGCCCAGAGCCUGACGCGGGGCUCGAACUCACGGACCGCAAGAUCGUGACCUGGCUGAAGUCGGACGCUUAACCGACUGCGCCACCCAGGCGCCCCUACGUAUCUCAUUUGUAACACAAGGCCUGUACGGGUAACUUUACAAGCUCCUCUAGUUAAGACUUUCUGGGAUAAUGGUGCUAAUUCACUAUGUGGCCCAUAACUGCUCAACCCCAUCUUAUCACCACCCAGGGUACUAGGUGGACCCUGCCUAGUCCUGACAUACCAGUUUCUCUCCCUUCCAGCUUUUCUUUCCCUGUUCUGCCAUGCUUUCUAUUGAGUGGAACGGCAAACAUCCUUUACAAUAAACUAUAUUAGGUGUGUGUGUGUGUGUGUGUGUGUGUGUGUGUGUGUGUGUUGUUUGUGUUUUUGUUUUUAACCAUCCGUCUAUCUUCAUACCUUUUUUGAUCUUGUAAAACUAAAACUCUUUAGCCAUUAAGAAAAAAUUUCCCAUCUUCCUGCCCCCUAACCUCCAACCUUGGGAAGUAUUCUACUCUCUGUCUUUAUGAUUUGAUUAGGGACCUCACAGAAAUGGAAUCAUACAGUAUUUGUCCUUUUGUGAUGGGCUUAUUUCACUUAGUAUAAUGUCCUGUAGGUUUAUUCAUGUUGUAUCAUGUGCCAGAAUUUCCUUCUUUUUAAGGCCGAAAAAUAUUCCAUUGUAUGUAUAUACCACAUUUUGCUUAUCCAUUCAUCUGUUGAUAGACACUUUGGUUGCUUCCAUAUUUCAGCUAUUAUGAAUAACACUGCCUCUAUGAAUACAUGUGUACAAAUCUAUCUUUGAGACCCUGCUUUUGAUUCUUUGGGGUAUGUACCCAGAAGUGGAAUUACUGGAUCAUAUGGUAAUUUUGUGUAACUUUUUGAGGACCACAAAAAGUUUGGUCCUUUUUGAGACCAAAAAACUUUUUGAGAACCACCAUACUGUUUUCCACAGUGCUGUACCACAUUCUGUUUUCCACAGUGCACAGAGUUGCAAUUUCUCUACAUCCUCACUAAUAUUAAUUAUUUUCUUUCUUUUUUUAACAGUAGCCAUUCUAAUGGGUAUGUGGUGAUUUAAUACAAAAUGAUGACAGUUUUGAUUUGCAAUUUCCUAAUGAUUAGUGAUGUUGAGCAUCAUUUCACAAGCUUAUUGGUCAUUUGUAUAUCUUCUUUGAAGAAAUGUCAAGUCGUUUGCCCAGUUUUGAAUUGGUUACUUGGUUGUUGCGGAGUUGUAGGAAUACUCUAUUGGCAUAUCUCAUUUUAUUGAACUUCUCAGAUACUGUUUUUUACAAAUUGAAAGUUUGUGAUGGGGUGCCUGGCUGGCUCAGUUGGUGGAGUGUGUGCCUCUUGAUCUCAGGGUUGUGGGAUCAGGCCCUGUGUUGGGUGUAGAGUUUUUGUUUUUUAAUAAAAUCUUUAAAAAAAAAAUGUUUGUGACAACCCUGCACCAAGUAACUCUUUUGGCACAUUUUUCCAACAGCAUUUGCUCACUUCAUGUCUAUGUGUCAUAGUUUGGUAAUUCUCACAAUAUUUCAAGUUUUUCAUUGUUAUCAUGGUUGUUAUGGUGAUAUGUGAUCAAUGAUCUUUGAUGUUACUAUUGUAAUUUUGGGGGGCACCAGGAACUAUGCCCAUAUAAGACAGCAAACUUAAUACAUGUGUGUGUUCUGAUUGCACCACUGACUAUCCAUUCCCCCAUCUAUCUCCCUCUCCUCAGGCCUCCCCACUCCCUGAGAUACAGCAGUACUGAAAUUAGGCCAACUAACAACCAACCCUACAGUGGCCUCUGAGGGUUCAAGUGAAAGGAAAGGUCACGCAUCUCUCACUUGAAAUCAAAAGCUAGACAUGAUGAAGCUGAGUGAGGAAGGGAUGUCUAAAGCCAAGAUAGGCCGAAAGGUAGGCCUCUUGUUCCAAACAGCCAAGUUGCAAAUGCCAAGGAAAAGUUCCUAAAGGAAAUGAGUGCUAUUCCAGCGAGCACAUGAAUGAUAAGAAAGGGCCUAACUGCCGGUAGGGAGAAAAUUCCAGUGGUCUGGAAGGAAGAUCAAAACAGCUGCAAUACUCUCUUAAACCAAAGCCUCUUCCAGAGCAAGGCCCUGACUCUCUUCAAUUCCGUGAGGGCUGGGGGAGGAGAGGAAGCUGCAGAAGAAAAAUCUGAAGCUUGCAGAGGUUGGUUCGUGAGAUUUAAGAAAGACGCCGUCUCCAUAACACAAAAGUGCCAAGUGAGGCAGCAAGUGCUGAUGGAGAAGCUGCAGCAAGUUCUCCGGAAGGUCUAGCUAGGAUAAUUCAUGAAGGAGGCCACACUAAACAAUGGAUUCUCAGUGUAGACGAAAACAGCCUCAUUUGGGGAGAAGACUGGGACUGUCAUCGCUAGAGAGGAGAAGUCAGUGCCUGACUUCAAAGUUUCAAGGGACAAGCAGAUUCCCUUGUUAGGGGCUAAUGUAGCUGGUGACUUGAAGUUGGAGCCAGUGCUCAUUUACCGUUGGGAAAAUCCUAGGGCCCCGAAGAACUGUGCUGAAUCUACUCUGCCUGCGCUCUACAGAUGGAACAACAAAGCCUGGAUGACAGCAUAUCUGUUUACGACAUGGUUUACCAAAUAUCUUAAGCCGACUGUUCAGACCUACAGUUCAGAAAAAAAGAUUCCUCUCAAAGUAAUACUGCUCAUUGACAUUGUACCCAGUCACCCAGGAGCUCUGAUGAUGUAUAGCAAGAUUAAUGUUUUCAUGCCUGCUAACAGACCAUCCAUUCUGCAGCCCGUGGUGCAAGGAAUAAUCUUGACUUUGAAGUCUUAAUUUAAGAAAUAAAUUUCAUAAGGUUGUAGAUGUCAUAAAUAGUGAUUCCUCUGAUGGAUCUGGGCAAAUUGAAAACCUGGAAAUGACUCAUCAUUCUAGAUGCCAUUAAGAAUAUUCAUGGUUCAUGGAAGAGGUCAUGAUAUCAAUAUUAACAGGAGUUUUGAAAAAGUGGGUUCCAGCGCUCAUGGAAGACUUUGAGGGGUUCAAGACUCAAUGGACGAAGUCAUUGCAAAUGUGGUGGAAAUGGCAAGAGAACUAAAAUCAAGAGUGGAACCUCAAGAUGGGACUGAAUUGUUAAGAUCUCAUGAUAAAACUUGAAUAGAUGAGGAGGUGCUUCUUUGGGGCAGCACAGAAAGUGGUUUCUUGAGAUGGAAUCUACUGGUGAAGAUGCUAUGAAGAUUGUUGAAAUGACAACAAGGAUUUAGAAUGUUGCAUAAACUUAGUUGACAAAGAGUGGCAGUGUUUGAGAGGACUGACUCCAAUUUUGAAAGUUCUGUGGGUAGAAUGCUAUCAAACACCAUCACGUGCUACAGAGAAAUUCUUUUGUUUCCUGUGCUGUGGUGUCCUAUCUAAGAAAACAUUGCCAAAUUCAAUAUUGUGAAGUUUUGGCCUAUGUUUCUUACAAGAGUUUUAUAGUUUUAGGUCUUAAGUCUGAUCCAUUUUGGAUUAGUUUUUGUAUAUGGUGUGAGGUAGGGGUCCAAUUUUAUGCUGCAUGUGGAUGUCCUGUUUUCCCAGUACCAUUUGUUGAAAAAAUUAUCCUUUCCCAGUCUUAGCACCCUUGUCAACAACCAUUUGGCCAUAUAUGCAAGGAUUUAUUUCUGGGCUCCCUAUUCUGUUUCCUUUGUGUAAAUGUCUGUUUUUAUGCCAGUACCACACUGUCUUGGUUACUGUAGCUUUGUAGUCAGUAGCUUUGAAUUCGGAUAGUAUGAGUCCUGCUUUGUUCCUUUUUUCUUCUUCUAAGAUUGUGUUGAGUAUUUGGAGUCCCUUGAGAUUCUAUAUGAAUUUUAGGAUGAAUUUUUCUAUUUCUCCAAAAACAAAAAUCAUCUGGAUUUUGAUAGCAAUUGCAUUGAAUCUAUAGAUCACUUUGGGUAAUGUUAACCUUAAGAAUAAAACUCAGUUAUUUACUAGCAAAACCAUAUUCGGGUUAGUAGAGAAUUGCAAUUCAUGCAAGGUACAGCAAAACCAUAAGCAAGUCCAGAGAACAAAGGAGAAGAAUGCUCUUUUAUAGAGGAAAGGGGGAGCUGGGAGGGCUGUCAUAAACAAACAGUCCAUUGGAGUAAACAGAGUUUGAGGUGUAGUGACUUCUCAUUGGUUGAGUUGUGACAGUCUUUCAUGGGCUGGGCUGUUGCUGGUGGAGGAGAGAACCUUUUUUCCUUCUGCUGGGAUAGUGAAAUACAGUUGACACUUGAACAAUAUGGGGGUUAUGGGUGCCGUCCUCCUGUGCAGUUGAAAAUCCAAGUAUAACUCCUGACUCCCCAGAAAGCCUAACUACUGAUAGCCUACUGUUGACUGAAAGCCUUACCAAUGACAUAAACAGUUGAUUAACACUUACUUUGUGUUGUAUGUAUUAUAUGCUGUAUGCUUUUUCUUUAAAUCUUUAAGGAGGCUCCAUACCUAACAUGGGGCUUGGAUUUACAACCCCAAGAUUGAGAGCUUCAUGCUCUCCUGACUGAGUCAGCGGGUGUCCUUACAUGCUGUAUUCUUCAAGUAAACUAGCAAAAAGAAAAUGUUAAGAAAAUUAAGAACAUUCCUGUCCAGAUGCAAGAUACAUCUUUUCCUGUUGGUUCUGCAGUUGACAAGUGGCAGGGCAUGAGGGCCCUGAUUCCAUUUUAGUGAGGUUUCCCUUAAUACUUUUCACAUUAGUAUUGACAUUUUAACACUAUUAAGUCUUCCAGUGUGUGAACAUGGGGCGUGUUUCCAUUUAUUUCUGUCCUAAUUUCUUUUCUUUAAAAAUUUUUUUUUUGUUAUGUUUAUUUUGGAGAGAGAGACAGAGUGUGAGCAGGGGAGGGGUAGAGAGAGAGGGAGACACAGAAUCUGAAGCAGGCUCCAGGCACUGAGCUGUCAGCACAGAGCCUGACGUGGGGCUCGAACUCACGAACUGUGGGAUCAUGACCUGAACCGAAGUUGGCCACUUAACGGACAGAGCCACUCAGGCGCCCCUGUCCUAAUUUCAGUAAUGUUUUGUAGUUUUCACUGUACAAGUCUUCCACCUCCUUGAGUAAAUGACUUCCUAAGUCUUUUAUUCUUUUUGAUGUUGUUGUAAAUGGGAUUGCUUUGGUAAUUUCUCUUUCAGAUUCUUCAUUGUUAGUGUGUAGAAAUACUCCUGUGUUUUAUUUGUUGACUUUGUCUCCUGGUAUUUGCUGAAUUCAUUUAGUCUAAGUUAUUUUGCAUGUGUGUGUAAUAUUUAGUUUUCUACAUAUAAGAUUAUAUCAUAUGCAAACAUCAUUUUACUUCCUAUUUGGAUGCCUUUUCUUUUUCUUUUUUUCCUACUUGUUCUGGCUAGAAUGUCUAGUACUAUUUUGCAUAGUAGUGGUGAAAGUGGGCACUAUUGACUUGUUCCUGAUCUUAGAGGAAAAGCUUUCAGUCUUUCACUAUUGAGUAUGAUACUUGCUGUGGGUGUUUCAAAUAUGGCUUUUAUUGCGUGGAGGUAGUUUUUGCCUCAGUUGAUAUGAGUAUGUGUCUCCCCCCUUCACUGUUAGUAUAGUCUAUUACAUUGAUCAAUUUUGUUUUCCUUAUUUUCUUAAUGAAAUAUGUUUGUGAACUUAAGCACAGUAGUAUAAUUGUGUAACAAAUCCAGUGAAAAACUGUCUGAUUGGAAAGGUUUAAUAAUAACAUUUUGUUCACUCUAAGGGAUUGAUGUUGACUCAUAGAAAACAAACAUCAAACACGUACAUUGUGCUUCUUGCCACCUAAAAGGCUUAAUUCUCAGGUCAUUAUUAUUAGAUAUUUAUCAACAAUUGUGUAAUUAUCUUGAGGUAUAGUAUAAAUGAGAAUAAAUGAUAGGUAUGUCAAGAACACGAUCAAUUUGCAACAUGUAGAAAAUAGAACUAAAGUGCAAACAGAAAUAAUUCAGAGCCUAUCAAUACAUAACUAAAAUGCUUAAUAAUUGCCCAGUUCGUCCACAUUGGCCUCCGAUCCUUCUACACUGCUGUCCAGAAGAUAGAUAUGCUGCACCUCUUAUUUCAAAAAGCCAUGGGUAACCUUAGUCAUGAGCAUCACCUUUUCACUGUCUUUAAGAAAAUGAUGAAGCUUGCUAAAGUUGCCUUGUAGGGAGUUCACAAAGGAUUUAUAGAAGUACUCUGGGCUAUAAUUCUUUCUCAUUAUUGGGCACCAAUGAGAAGCAAGUGUUAAACACUGAAAAACAGUACAUUUUAAAUCUUGUUCUGCUGCUUCCUAGCUAUGUUAGUUUGGGCAAGUCACUUAAUGUUCUGGUUUUCUCAUCAGUAAAACUAAAAUAACAAUACCUAGCUCAUAGGACAAUUUAUGUAUUUAUUCAUUAGUCAUUAGACAGUUGUUGAAUGCCUACUGUAUGCCAGAUGUUUUGACUGGCCCUGGGAAUGCAGAAAGGAUCAAGAAAGGCAGAUUCCUAUUGUUAUGAAACUUAUAUACUAGUUGAGAAAACAGAUACCAUAGAAAUAAUAGCCUUUGUAGAAAAUACACAAAAUGGGUGUAUAGUACAUUGUUUUAUGUUAUGAGGAGCACAUGAUCUAACAUGUAUAAAGAGCAUAGCAUAAUCUGCACACAGGUGGUACUCAGAAGAUGUGAAUGUCAUCUACCAUUGCCAGUUAGGUGUUUAUUGAGCAUCUUCUGCAUAGGAGUGGAAUGUGUAUGAGCAGGCACUAUGGGUUGUUUUUCCAUUUUUCCCAGUAUUGAUUAUAUUUACAUUCAUUUUACAAGCAUGUGUAUGUGUCAGGGUUGUACAAGGCUCUGGAUCAGUGUUAAUCCAGUAUAAUUAGAGUGAAGAGUGUAGAGAAUAAUACAGGAAGUGGCUGUAAAGUUAAAUUGGAGCAGACUGAGACUGCCUUUACUACCUUAUAAAGGUGUUAAUUAAUUGCAUUCUUUUACACGCUAGGCUAGGGAAAUGCAAAGAUGAUUGAGGUUGAAGCUUGCACUUCAAAUUGUGGAAUCACAUAAAUGUGAUUCACAUUAUGUGCACAUAAAUGAUCACUUUUUUUUCUUCCUUACUAAUUUGGAUGCUUUUUCUCUAUUUUUCUUGCCUGAUUGUUACUGCUAGGACUUCCAGUACUGUGUUGAAUAAAAGUAGUGAGAGUGGGCAUCUUUGUUUUGUUCCUGAUCUCAGAGGAAAAACUCUGUUUUUCACCCAUUGAUAUGAUGUUAGCUGUGGGUUUUUCAUAUAUGGUCUUUACUAUGUUGAGGUGUGUUCUCUUUACACCUGCUUUGUUGAGUUUUUAAUGAAUGGAUGUUGUAUUUUGUCAAAUGCUUUUUCGGCAUCUAUCAAUAUGAUCUUAUGUUUUUUAUCCUUUCUUUUGUUAAUGUGAUGUAUCAUGUUGAUUGAUUUGAGAAUAUUGAACCACCCUUGGAUCCCUGGAGUAAAUCCCAUUUGAUGAUGGUGAAAGAUUUUUUUAAUGUAUUGUUGCAUUCAGUUUGGUAAUAUUUUGUUAAGUUUUGCAUCUAUGUUCAUCAGAGAUACUGGCCUGUAGUUUAAAAAAAAUCUUUUUUUAAUGUUUAUUUAUUUUUGAGACAGAGAGAGACAGAGCAUGAACGGGGGAGGGUCAGAGAGAGGGAGACACAGAAUCCGAAGCAGGCUUCAGGCUCUGAGCUAUCAGCACAGAGCCUGACGUGGGGCUUGAACCCACGGACCGUGAGAUCAUGACCUGAGCCAAGGUCGGAUGCUCAACCCACUGAGCCACCCAGGCGCCCCCUGGCCUCUAGUUGUAUUUUGUAGUGUCUUUAUCUGGUUUUGGUAUCUGGGUAAUGCUGGACUCAUAGAAUGAAUUUGGAAGCUUUCCUUCCUCUUCUAUUUUUUGGAACAGUUUGAGAAGGAUAGGUACUAACUCUUCUUUAAAUGUUUGGUAGAAUUCACCUAUGAAGCCAUCUGAUCCUGGACUUUAGUUUGUUGGGAGUUUUUUGAUUACUGAUUCAAUUUCAUUGCUAGUAAUUGGCCUGUUCAAAUUUUCUAUUUCUUCUUGAUUUAGCUUUGGUAUGUUAUAUAUUCUUAGGAAUAUAUCCAUUCCUUCAAGUUUGUCCAAUUUGUUGGCAUAUAAUUUUUCAGAAUACUUAAUCCUUUGUAUUUCUGUGGUGUCAGUUAUUUCUCCCCUAUCGUUUCUGAUUUUAUUUAAAUUCUCUCUUUUCCUCUCUUUUUGAGGAGUCUGGCUAAAGAUUUAUCAAUUUUGUUGAUCUUUUCAAAGAACCAGCUUCUGGUUUCAUUGAUCUGUUUUAUUGGUUUUAGUCUCUAUUUCAUUUAUUUCUGCCCUAAUCUUUAUUAUUUCUGGAAAGUUGAGAUUUUUUUCCCCCCUGAACUUCAGGGUUCUUUCCCUGUGUUGUCCCCUGAGAGGCUUUUAUUGAUGGGGACAACCUGCCAUCAGACCAGAUAUCUGCUCCCAGUCUGUUAGGGUUGCAGUGUCCCUGAACCACAGGGCUCUCUUUUUGUGCUGCCCUGCAUGAAGUUUUUGUUUGUGGGUAGGGCCAGCAGUCAGAUCAGAUGUCUGCCCCAGCCUACUGUUCAGGGGCUGCAGUUGACCUGGUGUCUGUGGUUAUCUUUCCUUCUCCCAGGGCAGGAGUCACUUUGGAGUAGUGUUGGCCACUGUCAGGGCUGCUUGCUCAAUGAGACAUCAGAUGCCUUGGAGGGACUCUUGCUGAGCGAGGCAGUUAAGAUAGGGUGGAUCCAUAGGAGAAUGUGGGGGCAAGAGCAUGGCCGUAGUGUUAGCAAGCUAGGUAGCAAGUGUUCAUCCUGGCUCCCACAGGUGUCUGGGUAUCUAGGUUGGCAGGGAGGGGAAGAGAAAUGGUGGCCACUAGCUCUUUUCUUCUUGGACAAGUCUCCUAACGAUCCCUGCUGGCCCUUCCAGUGCGUGCUCAGAUUAGUAAAUAAAUCCUUCCCAUAUACCCCAGGCACUUUUCAAACCACUGCUUCUAGGUGGAAUUGUUUGUUAUGCUGUCUCUCUAAGGGCAGGGACUCAGUGUUCUUAGUGAUAAUCCCCACUGAUUGCCCCUUCUGUUUGUGGUUAGUCCUGCAGGUUAGUUUGGUUACCAAAUGGGUUCUGCCCUUCUAUCAUUUUUUUCUGGACAAUUAACUGUGGAGAGUUUGGUUUGUUUCCUGCGUUAAUUACCCUGAUGUAUAAAUAAUCACUUCCUGAAGCAAGUUGUGAAAUGGAUGGAGGAAUGUGUAGUGGGAAAAUACUGAACUCAGAGUUAAGUAUAGAGGAAAUUGAAAGACUUUCUGAGCAGUUAGAAGAAAAAGAGAAGGAGAAGCAGCAGCUGAUGAGCCAGCCGGAGCAUGAGCGAGAGAAGGAAGUUGCCCUGCUGCGGCAGAGCGUGGCAGAGAAGGAACGAGCCCGGGCUGCCAGCGACAUUCUGUGCCGCUCCUUGGCUGAUGAGACCCAUCAGCUGCGGAGGACUCUGGCCGCCACUGCCCACAUGUGCCAGCAUCUGGCCAAGUGUCUGGAUGAACGACAGUGCACACAGGGGGACUCGAGGGAGAAAAGUCCUGAGCCAGAGCGUACAGGCGGGGACACCUGUGUCCGGGAUGUUAUCGAGAAGUUACAGGAAGAAAAUCGACUGUUGAGACAGAAGGUGACCCAUGUAGAAGACCUUAACGCCAAGUGGCAGCGCUACGAUGCCAGCAGGGAUGAGUAUGUGAGGGGGCUCCACGCGCAGCUUCAGGGGCUACAGUUCCCCCGUGAGCCCGAGAGACCCUCCCCUCCUGAGCUGAUGAGGAAGGAGAUCUCCAGGCUCAACAGGCAGCUGGAGGAGAAGAUAAAUGACUGUGCGGAAGUGAAGGAGGAGCUGACGGCUGUGAGGAGGGCCCGCGAUGCGGCACUGGAGCGGGUGCAGAUGCUGGAGCAGCAGAUUCUUGCUUACAAGGAUGAUUUCACCUCGGAAAGGGCCGAUCGAGAGCGUGCUCAGGGGAGGAUUCAAGAGCUGGAGGAGCAGGUGGCCGCCUUGCGGCACCAGGCGUCCCGGAGGCAGGACUGCCGAGAGCGGGGCUCCUGCCGGACGCACACGGGGAGCAAAACCCCCAAGUACUUAGAGACCAGUGUCUUGGAGCUUGUGGCACCCAGUGGCCGGAGGGCCGGGACUGGAUCUCAGGGGCCGGACUUCUCCGCAGAGGGCAGGUGUCCUGGAGCAACGACCCGGAGAGGGCAGGGGGAGCUUCAGUGCCCUCACUGCCUGCAGCACUUCGAUGACGAGCAAGGCGAGGAGCUCUUCAGGCACGUGGCUGAGUGCUGCCAGUGAGGCCCUGAGGCUGGAGCUACCUGUGACCCUGUGGCUUCUGAGGGGGCUCGGCCCUGGGCGGGGGCGAGAUCCCCUGAGACCCAGGACCCAGCACAGAUUGAGGGGGUUUCUGAUCCUUCACCUUGGUCAUCCUUGGGUGGUGGAACAGACCAAGUUGGAGGGAACUUCUCGUGGGGCGUCUGCCUCUGGGAGGGCCUGGCUUGGCUUCUGGUAUGGAGUGCGCCCCUCCCUGCCCCCCGCCGGCCGGCUGUCGGGUCAAGACCAGGAGCAGGGGGCGCACGAACGCUCACAGGCAACACGACAGCCCCAGCCAGCCUGCGCCUGGGCCGCUGCAGCUCGCUGGGAAGAGGUGGCUGCCUGCAGGGACCACGUGUGUGGGCCCCCGGUUCUGUUGAGUCGGGACCAGGUUUGUAGACUGAGCCCUGUGGCAACACAUUGCACACGAGGACUAUUCGCGGCCACCGCAGAGACACGUGUCCUCACUGAAAUGCACUGCAAUAGCAUUUGCCACCUAUCUCAAAGUCAAAAGACAUUUUACAUUUACUUAUUUUUAUAAUAAAUACACUUGCUAUGGUGA
Molecule: messenger RNA, 10858 nt
Organism: Panthera uncia (snow leopard)
Lineage: Eukaryota; Metazoa; Chordata; Mammalia; Carnivora; Felidae
Gene: TNIP2
Product: TNFAIP3 interacting protein 2
Exons: 6
Coding region: 9196-10281 (361 amino acids)
Biological process (GO): regulation of transcription by RNA polymerase II; cellular response to lipopolysaccharide
Molecular function (GO): K63-linked polyubiquitin modification-dependent protein binding
Source: RefSeq, a predicted model, not a curated record